This is a messenger RNA of Monodelphis domestica (gray short-tailed opossum), 957 nucleotides long. RefSeq names its product olfactory receptor 5J3-like. Gene Ontology annotation, molecular function: G protein-coupled receptor activity; olfactory receptor activity. The record is from RefSeq and is a predicted model, not a curated record. Lineage: Eukaryota; Metazoa; Chordata; Mammalia; Didelphimorphia; Didelphidae. Gene Ontology annotation, biological process: G protein-coupled receptor signaling pathway. Gene Ontology annotation, cellular component: membrane.
ACAAGACAAACCAAAUGAAUGGCCAAAGAAAAUUACACUGUGGUUACAGAGUUCCUCCUUUUAGGACUGACAGACCGUGAAGAAUUAAAAGUUUUUCUCUUUUUGCUUUUCCUGGUGAUAUAUAUAAUUUCAUUGGUAGGAAAUCUUGGCAUGAUUAUAUUAAUUCAAAUCACUCCUAAGCUUCACACUCCUAUGUAUUUUUUCCUCAGCUGUCUAUCAUUUGUUGAUGCUUGCUAUUGUUCUGUUUUUGGACCAAAAAUGCUCAUGAAUUUCUUUAAGGAGAAGGCCACUAUAUCAUUCAAUGCUUGUAUAGUGCAAUAUUUUUUAUUUGUGGUCCUUCUCACCACUGAGGGCUUUUUCCUAGCAGUGAUGGCAUAUGACCGCUAUGUGGCAAUUGCUAAUCCACUGCUUUACAUGGUGGUCAUGACCAAAAGAGUAUGUAUAAUCCUGGUUAUUGGGUCAUGUAUAGGGGGAAUGAUUAAUUCAUUAACCCAUACAAUAGGUUUAGUCAGAUUAUCCUUCUGUGGACCAAAUAUAAUCAGUCAUUUCUUCUGUGAUUUGCCACCAUUGCUAAAGCUCUCUUGUUCUGACACUUCCAGAAAUGAGUUGUUGCUCCUGAUAUUCUCUGGUAUAAUUGCUAUAAUCACUUUCUUGACUGUGAUCAUCUCUUAUAUUUUCAUUGUUGUUGCCAUCCUCAGGAUCCGCUCAGCAGCUGGGAGAUAUAAAGCCUUCUCCACCUGUGCUUCCCACUUGACAGCUGUUACCUUGUUUUAUGGCUCCAUAAGCUUUAGUUACAUUCAGCCAAGUUCCCAAUAUUCCCUAGAACAAGAAAAAGUUGUUUCAGUAUUUUACACCAUGGUAAUCCCAAUGAUGAACCCUCUGAUCUAUAGCCUAAGGAACAAGGAAGUCAAGGAUGCUGUGAAAAGGGCAAUAGAAUUGAAACCAUCUUUUUUUUAA